AUGCCCGUUGUCAGCGUCGAAGACCUCGUCCGUCUGCAGCGGAAGCCGGACGACAUUCGAAAUAUAUGUAUCCUAGCGCAUGUUGAUCAUGGAAAAACAUCGUUGACAGACAGCCUCAUCGCCACGAAUGGCAUCAUCUCGCCCAAGCUGGCGGGCAAGAUCCGCUAUCUGGACUCUCGUCCAGAUGAGCAGCUGCGUGGGAUUACCAUGGAGUCAUCUGCAAUCUCUCUAUUCUUCUCCAUGAUGCGCCGCUCUGCUCCAGAUGCCCAGCCCGAGGCAAAGGAGUACCUCAUCAACCUGAUUGAUUCUCCUGGACAUAUUGACUUCAGCAGUGAAGUAUCAACAGCUUCGCGGCUCUGUGACGGAGCAGUUGUACUGGUUGAUGCUGUAGAAGGUGUCUGCAGUCAGACAGUCACUGUUUUGCGCCAAUCCUGGGUUGAGCAGCUGAAGCCGAUCCUGGUCAUCAAUAAAAUGGACCGACUGGUUACUGAGUUACAAAUGACCCCUGCAGAAGCCUACUCUCACUUGAGCAGGCUCUUGGAACAGGUGAAUGCUGUUAUUGGUAGCUUCUAUCAAGGAGAACGAAUGGAGGAGGAUCUCCAGUGGCGAGAGCGUAUGGAGGAGCGUGUCAAUGCCGCAGCUCAGCAGAAACAAGCACAGGACGGUGAAUCUGCUGAGGGAAGUGUUGACGGGGCUCAAUAUGAAGAGCGUGAUGAUGAAGACCUCUACUUUGCUCCUGAGAAGAAUAACGUUAUCUUUUGCAGUGCUGUUGAUGGCUGGGCCUUCACCGUUCGGCAAUUUGCGGCCAUCUAUGAGAAGAAGCUAGGAAUCAAGAGGGCUAUCCUCGAGAAAGUCCUCUGGGGAGACUACUACCUCGACCCUAAGACGAAAAGAGUUCUAGGCCAGAAGCAUCUCAAAGGACGAGCUCUGAAGCCCAUGUUCGUGCAGCUGGUUCUGGAUAGCGUUUGGGCUGCUUAUGAGGCCACCACUGGAGGUGGUAAAGGGAAAGGUGAUCCUGUGUUGCUGGAAAAGAUCACCAAGUCCCUGGGAAUCAACAUUCCUCCGUAUAUUCUCCGGUCGCGUGAUCCCAGAAACAUCAUGACCACUUUAUUCUCACAGUGGUUACCACUCUCUACAGCUCUUUUGGUGUCAGUCAUCGAAUAUCUUCCUAGUCCCCGCGCAGCUCAGGCAUCUCGGUUACCGCCAAUGAUCGAGGAGUCACCAGGGUCGAAGUACAUCGAUACUGCGGUAAAGGAUGCUAUGGUUCAGUUCAAGACUGGCUCAGACGAGCCGGUCGUGGCGUACGUUAGCAAGAUGGUCUCCGUCCCUGAGAGCGAGCUAUCCUCAAGCAAAAAGAAAACCGGGACUAUGUCCGCGGAUGAAGCCAGAGAAAUAGCUCGGAGAAAGAGAGAAGAGAUUGCCAAGAUGCAAGCUGAAGCAGGCACGAACCAAGAAGAUGACUUUUCGCGAGUGACAUCUGCGUUUGAGCGGGUCCAGCUAGACAAUGCCGAAGAAGCAGGCGAGCCAGAACAAAAGGAAGACCCCGAGCACCUCGUUGGAUUUGCACGUCUCUAUUCCGGUACGCUCUCUGUUGGAGACUCCAUCUACGUCCUACCGCCCAAGUUUUCGCCAGAGAACGCUCACGCGAGCCCCGAGCCGCAAAAGGUCACUGUCACAGACCUCUAUCUGCUCAUGGGACGAAGCCUGGAGCCCCUCCAGUCUGUUCCUGCAGGAGUCGUUUUCGGGAUUGGAGGUCUUGCCGGUCACAUUUUGAAGACUGGCACCCUCUGUUCGCAGCUUGAGGGAAGUAUCAACUUGGCUGGUGUCUCUUUGGACACGCCGCCAAUCGUGCGUGUGGCCCUGGAGCCCGUUAACCCAUCCGAUCUUAGCAAGAUGGUCACCGGGUUACGUUUACUUGAGCAGAGUGAUCCUUGCGCGCUAUACGAAGUACUUCCCAACGGUGAACAUGUGAUUCUGACCGCGGGUGAACUGCAUCUUGAGCGCUGCCUGAAGGAUCUCCGUGAACGUUUCGCCAAGUGCGAGAUUCAAACCGGCCAGACCAUCGUCCCAUACCGGGAGACCAUUGUUAACGCUCACGAUAUGGCUGCUCCAAAGAACCCAGACCUAGGAAGAGGAGGAGUCCUGACCGUCUCUGCCUCGAAGCAGUUGACGAUUCGACUACGGGUCGUACCUCUACCAGAAGUCAUCACGGAGUUCUUCACCAAGCACGUUGGAACUAUUAAACGCCUACAAUCCGAGAAGCGAACCAGCAAGGGUGAGGGUGAAAACAGUACCCUCCCAUCUGACAGUACGCAGCAGGAUGAAGCCACCGAUGCCGUGGGUGACGCAAGAGACGUCUCUCUGCUCUCUCUCGACGACUUCAGGAAGGAGCUCGACAAGGCGUUUGGAGAAGUCAAGGAAGACAAGGAAUUGUGGCAGGACGUCGUCGAUAAGAUCAUCGCCUUCGGCCCACGACGGAUAGGCCCCAACGUCCUCGUUGACGCAACGGCAGUCAACACCUGCGAGAAAUUCCUCCUCGACGACCCCAAACAGCAACCCAGCGUCCUCCCGGAAAACGCCAGCCGCGACGCCCUCAUCGUCCGCGACUUCUGCGACAAAAUCACCUACGCCUUCCAGCUCGCCACAGCGCAGGGCCCGCUCUGCCAGGAGCCAAUCCAGGGAACAGCCGUCUUCCUCGAGGAGAUCCAGAUCAACGCCGGCGAAGACGAAAUCGAUCUCGGCCGUCUGACAGGUGAAACAAUCCGCCUCGUCCGCGAGAGUAUCUCCCAGGGCUUCCUGGACUGGAGUCCCCGAAUCAUGCUUGCCAUGUACAGUUGUGAGAUCCAGGCGUCUACCGAAGUCCUCGGCCGCGUCUACGGCGUCAUAACCCGCCGCCGAGGCCGCAUCCUCUCGGAAACAAUGAAAGAGGGAACCCCCUUCUUCACGAUCGUCUCCCUCCUCCCCGUCGCCGAGUCCUUCGGGUUCGCCGAGGAAAUCCGCAAACGGACGUCUGGCGCCGCCCAGCCGCAGCUUAUCUUCGCGGGCUUUGAAGCACUCGACCAGGACCCAUUCUGGGUUCCGGCUACGGAAGAAGAACUCGAGGAUCUUGGGGAGUUGGCGGAUCGCGAGAAUGUCGCCAAGAUGUAUGUUGAUGCUGUUAGGGCACGCAAGGGGUUGUUUAUUGCGGGGAAGAAGUUGAUUGAUGCGGAGAAGCAGAAGACGUUGAAGAAGUAG
Messenger RNA from Aspergillus mulundensis, 3234 nucleotides. RefSeq names its product GTPase RIA1. Gene Ontology annotation, molecular function: GTPase activity; ribosome binding; GTP binding. The transcript has 6 exons. Gene Ontology annotation, biological process: cytosolic ribosome assembly. Bases 1 to 3234 code for a protein of 1077 amino acids. The record is from RefSeq and is a predicted model, not a curated record. Gene Ontology annotation, cellular component: ribonucleoprotein complex; cytosol. Lineage: Eukaryota; Fungi; Ascomycota; Eurotiomycetes; Eurotiales; Aspergillaceae.